Messenger RNA from Trichoplax adhaerens, 1137 nucleotides. RefSeq lists its product as uncharacterized. The transcript has 13 exons. The annotation marks the transcript as partial. Gene Ontology annotation, cellular component: endosome; endosome membrane. Gene Ontology annotation, molecular function: phosphatidylinositol binding. The record is from RefSeq and is a predicted model, not a curated record. NCBI's taxonomy places the organism in Eukaryota, Metazoa, Placozoa, Uniplacotomia, Trichoplacea, Trichoplacidae. Gene Ontology annotation, biological process: early endosome to Golgi transport.
AUCGAAAUAUCGGUUUCGGAUCCGGAGAAAGUUGGUGACGGAAUGAGUUCAUAUUAUAAGUAUACCAUAACGACAAAGACAAACUUGCCGCUCUUCAAGAAACGCGAAUCGAAAGUUAAACGUCGCUUUAGCGACUUUCUAGCCCUAUAUUCUCGACUCAGCGAGAAGUAUACACCGAAAGGAGUGAUAGUUCCACCAGCACCGGAAAAGAGUAUGAUAGGUAAUACAAAAGCCAAAUUCAGUGAAGGAGGCGGUGCUUCGGAUUUUGUUGGAAAACGAAGAGCUGCAUUGGAGAGAUACAUACUGCGUACAGCUUCGCAUCCAGUCCUAAGGAAAGAUACGGAACUGCGCGAGUUUCUAGAGAACGAGCAAGAUUUACCACAUGCUACGAAUAUGUCGGCAUUAAGCGUUGGAGGAUUGAAGCGUUUUGCCAAAACACUUGGCCAUCAAGUAGAAAAAAUUACGUCUAAAUCUCUAGAAUCCGAUAGAUGGUUCGAAGAAAAGUCACAUCAAUUUGAAAAUUUGGAAUUACAAUUAAAAAAGCUGUAUGAAUGCGUCAUGUCUCUUGUAAAUGCCAGAAAAGAUUCCGCUAAAAAUACGGGUGAAUUUGCAAAAGCUUGUGCUAUGCUUAGUAACGCUGAGGAAAAUACAGGUCUAUCCCAUGCUCUCGUGAAAUUAGCAGAUGUAGAAGAGAAAAUUGAUCAGCUAAUGCAAAAACAGACCCAAAGUGACUUUUUUCUUUUGGCGGAAUUACUUAGCGACUACAUUCGAUUACUAACUCCUGUAAAGAAUGUUUUUCAUGAGCGCGUGAAGGUAUUUAGUCAUUGGCAAAAUUGCCAGAAUACGCUUACGAAGAAGAGAGAAACUGAAGCUAAGACGCAAGCUGGAGGAAAAACGGAGAAACUGCAACAAAUUAGACAAGAAAUCAAGGAGUGGGAAACAAAGGUUGAAAAUGGACAAAAAGCAUUCGAAAAGAUUUCUGAUGACAUUAAAGAUGAAAUUGAAAGAUUUGAGAAAGUACGAGUGAAAGAAUUCCGUGAUAUAAUUAUCCGUUAUGUUGAAUCUUUAUUGCAUACGCAGGAGGAAUUGAUCACUUACUGGGAAGGAUUUAUUCCGGAAGUUCAAUCGAUUGCCUAA